This is a messenger RNA of Macadamia integrifolia, 1829 nucleotides long. RefSeq names its product probable protein phosphatase 2C 25. The record is from RefSeq and is a predicted model, not a curated record. Gene Ontology annotation, biological process: protein dephosphorylation. Gene Ontology annotation, molecular function: cation binding; protein serine/threonine phosphatase activity. The transcript is spliced from 4 exons. The coding region runs from base 411 to 1577 and encodes 388 amino acids. Lineage: Eukaryota; Viridiplantae; Streptophyta; Magnoliopsida; Proteales; Proteaceae.
AAAAAGAGUCAGUUCCCACGCUUUGUGCCUUCGUCAACUUUCCCAUUUCAGCAAUCCGUCUCUGCAGCAAAACAGGAAGUCUCUCUCAAGUCUUCUUCUCGUUCCCACCUCUUUUCUCUGUUUUACUCUCUCCCUCGCUCUCUCAAUCUCAAAACCCUAGUACCUUCUUCAUCAAUCUCGUUACAUCAAUAAAUCGCCAUUGGUUUGCUUCUGAAUUCGCUCUUGAAAUCUUUGCAGAAGGAUAUGUUCUAAUCUUUCUUGUGUUUUUCUUGAAAGAUAAUCUACAAUAUUCUUCUCUAUAUGUUUCUUUCUUUCCACUGGUCAAUCUUUUAUUGAUUCUUAGUAGAGAGGUGUAGUUGGUUUCGGCCAUCUCUGAAACCUUUUAGGGUUUUUCUUUGAGGAAAUGAGGGAUGUUUUCGUGGUUGGCAAGGCUUGCAGGGGCGUGCUUGCGCCCGGUCCGGCAGUACGCCCGUAUGAGCAAGGAUGAUGAGGACGGAAUGGACGACGCGCUUCUCUGGUUCAGAGACCUCGACCGGCAUUCUUUGGGCGAGUUCUCGAUCGCCGUCGUCCAAGCUAACGAGGCCAUUGAGGAUCAGAGCCAGGUUGAGACGGGCCCGCAUGGUACAUUCGUCGGGAUUUAUGAUGGUCACGCUGGCCCCGAUGCUUCUCGCUUCGUCUGCGAUCAUCUUUUCCUUCAUCUUAUGAGGCUCUCUCGCGAAAAUGGAAAUAUUUCUGAAGAUGUUCUGAGAAAUGCGUUUUUUGCAACAGAGGAAGGAUUUCUUGCUCUUGUGCGUAGAACACAGGAAACUAAGCCUUUAAUGGCCGCAACCGGAUCCUGUUGUUUGGUUGGUGUUAUCUGGAGAGGGGUACUGCAUGUUGCUAAUUUGGGUGAUUCUCGAGCAGUAAUGGGUUGUUUAGGUAGGUCAAAUUAUAUUGUUGCGGAUCAAUUGACAAGAGAACAUAAUGCAAGUCUGGAGGAGGUUAGACAAGAACUCAAGUCUUUGCAUCCUGAUGAUUCUCAUAUUGUUGUCCUGAAGCAUGGGGUAUGGCGUGUCAAAGGCAUCAUCCAGGUAUCUAGAUCUAUAGGGGAUGCAUACUUGAAGAAGCCAGAGUUCGCCAUUGAUUCUAUCCCAAAGUUUCGGCUUUCGGAGCCGCUACGCAGGCCUGCUCUAACAGCUGAACCUUCCAUAUAUUCAAGACCCAUCCGACACCAAGAUAAAUUUGUAAUAUUUGCAUCAGAUGGGCUCUGGGAACACAUGACGAACCAGGAGGCUGUUGAGAUUGUGUAUAAUCAUCCACGAGCAGGAAUAGCAAGACGACUGAUCCGCACAGCUAUGACUGAGGCCGCUAAGAAGAGGGAAAUGACGUAUGAAACCAUCAAGAAUGUUGAAAGGGGAAUCCGACGGUUCUUCCAUGAUGAUAUUACAGUGGUUGUUAUCUUCAUAGAUCAAGAGUUGCUUGGGAGAAAUGCAUCAGUACCAGAACUGUCAGUACGAGGGUUCAUUGACAGAGUCCUGCCAUCAGAUUUUUCAGUUUUAGAUGGGAUUGCUGCCCAUGCUAGCUCCUCAAUCCGAUGAGGCUCCUACUUUGAAUUGAGAGGCCAGUGGAGAUCAGGUUUGGGGAGCCUUCUUUCAACUGUGUAUGUCUAUUUCAUAUGAUUCGAAUUGUUUCUUCUCUAUUAGUUAAACCUGUUCUAUCUUUUCAACAAGACAAUAACAGGUUCGGUUUUUGAGGGGCUCACCGUUUUUGGACCAUGUAAAUUCUAACUGUGAAAAUUUUUUAAGCUUCAAUUGCAAAUUGGCAAUAAAACCUCCUGCAUCCAUUAGACA